AUGCCUCUCGGAAUUCACAAUCCGUUACCUUCAUCGUUAGGAAGCGAAUGUAGAAAGGCGGGCAAAAUCCUCGCCUCGUUUGUCGAUCCACGACAAGCUUUUGGACCCGAUAAAGUGAUUCCUCCGGAGAUUCUGGCAGGAGCCAAGGGUCUCGCCGUUCUUACUGUCCUGAAAGCUGGAUUUUUGGGCUCAGCUCGAUUCGGUUCUGGUGUCGUUGUCGCUCGACUAGCUGACGGAACCUGGUCUGCUCCGUCGGCCAUUGCCACUGCUGGAGCUGGAUUUGGAGGCCAGAUCGGGUUUGAGUUAACCGACUUCGUGUUCAUUUUGAAUGAUGCCGCUGCCGUUCGGACGUUCUCGCAGGUCGGAACCCUGACGCUAGGUGGAAACGUUUCGAUCGCUGCUGGACCGGUCGGACGAAACGCGGAAGCUGCUGGCGCGGCUAGCACAAAGGGUGUGGCGGCAGUGUUCUCAUACUCCAAGACCAAGGGUCUCUUUGCCGGUGUCAGUCUGGAGGGAAGCAUGCUGGUGGAACGUAAGGAUGCGAACGAGAAGAUGUACAACAGCCGGGUCUCGGCACGCCAGCUCCUCAGCGGAACCAUUCGACCUCCCCCGGGCGCGGACCCUCUCCUGACCGUGUUGAACUCGCGUGCGUUCUAUGGCAACGCCCGGAAUGGUAGUGACAUGUACAACGACAUCCCCGUUUAUGAUGACAGCCAUGACGAUGUGGUUUGGGAGGGCCGCAGGGGUGAGGCGUAUGGCGAAGGAACGCGGCGCGAUCGCACUGGGUUCAGUGGCUCAGGUUCAGAUGACUUCCGCGACCGACCCCGCCGUGCGAAUACGUGGGCGGACGAUAUAUACGAUCGACCUGCUGGAGGGCUGAGCCGUUCGUCGACUACUCGGUACAGCGGUCGCAACGACACUUACGACUCAUUCAACCGCAGCCGGAGCAACACUACCCCAAUUGAUGAGGACUAUGUAUAUUCUGACCGGAAGCCUAGCCGACCCACAGCUCCGAAACCCGUGUUUGGACAGCGGACUGGGGCAGCUCCUGCUCUACGCCAGGACCAGGCCGUAGCACUUUAUACUUUCGAUGCAGACCAGGAAGGUGACCUGGGUUUUAAGAAAGGAGACAUUAUCACUAUCCUCAAGAGGACUGACAAGAAAGAGGACUGGUGGACCGGGCGGAUCGGGAGCCGAGUUGGCAUUUUCCCCAGUAACUAUGUCGAAACUGCUUAG
Messenger RNA from Aspergillus luchuensis, 1236 nucleotides. Its product is annotated as SYLF and SH3 domain-containing protein. Gene Ontology annotation, molecular function: actin filament binding; phosphatidylinositol binding. Bases 1 to 1236 code for a protein of 411 amino acids. Gene Ontology annotation, cellular component: actin cortical patch. The record is from RefSeq and is a predicted model, not a curated record. Lineage: Eukaryota; Fungi; Ascomycota; Eurotiomycetes; Eurotiales; Aspergillaceae. The transcript is spliced from 4 exons. Gene Ontology annotation, biological process: actin cortical patch localization; actin filament bundle assembly.